Messenger RNA from Triplophysa dalaica, 966 nucleotides. RefSeq names its product olfactory receptor 5I1-like. NCBI's taxonomy places the organism in Eukaryota, Metazoa, Chordata, Actinopteri, Cypriniformes, Nemacheilidae. Gene Ontology annotation, cellular component: membrane. Gene Ontology annotation, biological process: G protein-coupled receptor signaling pathway. The transcript has a single exon. The coding region runs from base 1 to 966 and encodes 321 amino acids. The record is from RefSeq and is a predicted model, not a curated record. Gene Ontology annotation, molecular function: G protein-coupled receptor activity; olfactory receptor activity.
AUGGAAAACUCUUCUUAUCCUGUGAUGUUGACUCUUAUGGUGCCCAGAGAAUCAAAAUCAUACAGGCAUAUAUAUUUUACUUGUUUUCUUUUCCUCUAUUUGCUCAUAUUGUCAAUUAAUAUCCGACUUAUUGCUGUCAUUAUCAUGGAGAAAUCUCUUCAUGAACCCAUGUUCAUGUUUUUGUGUAAUCUGUGUGUAAAUGUAAUAUAUGGAGCAUCAGGAUUCUAUCCAAUAUUUUUGUUUAAUUUGCUCUUGGAUUCAUAUGUGAUCUCCUUUCACAUGUGUGCUCUGCAAACCUAUGUUAUCUACAGCUCUUUAACUACUGAGAUUACAAUAUUAACUGUCAUGUCAUAUGACAGAUAUGUAGCCAUAUGCAGACCUUUGGAUUAUCAUUCCAAGUUAACCAAAAACAGAUGUUUGAAAUUAAUUCUGUUGUCAUGGAUUUUACCAAACUGCUACACAGUACUAGCAGUCCUGUUAUCCAGUUUAAGGGCACUUUGUAAAUAUCACAUUGACAAAUUGUAUUGUGACAACUGGUCAAUUGUAAAGUUGUCUUGUGCUUCAAGUUCUGUUAAUAGUCUUUUAGGAUAUAUUAUUAUUGUCCAAAUUUUUUGUUUUGUAGGUGUUAUCAUAACAUCAUACAUUAAACUCAUCGCUGCCUGUAAAUCAUCUCUAGAAAACAGAAGAAAGUUCUGGCAAACUUGUUUGCCACACUUACUGUCACUUAUGAAUUUAAUUUGUGCUUGGCUUUUUGAUAUCAUGUAUAGCAGAUACGGUGCAAAUGACAUUCCAGAGAGUCUACGUAAUUUUUUGGCUUUAGAACUGAUUAUAGUUCCUCCUGUUUUUAAUCCUCUAAUCUAUGGAUUAAAAAUUAAGGCGGUGCGCCAAAAGGUUUUCAAAUCACGCAUUGCAUCAAGAAUAAAUGUUUUAGAAGUUCAAAAAAAGAACAUAACAUGUAGAACAUAA